Engraulis encrasicolus (European anchovy) is the source of this 3609-nucleotide messenger RNA. Its product is annotated as potassium voltage-gated channel subfamily H member 7-like. The record is from RefSeq and is a predicted model, not a curated record. The transcript has 16 exons. The coding region runs from base 1 to 3609 and encodes 1202 amino acids. Lineage: Eukaryota; Metazoa; Chordata; Actinopteri; Clupeiformes; Engraulidae. Gene Ontology annotation, biological process: potassium ion transmembrane transport; membrane repolarization during action potential. Gene Ontology annotation, molecular function: inward rectifier potassium channel activity. Gene Ontology annotation, cellular component: plasma membrane.
AUGCCAGUCCGAAGAGGUCAUGUUGCGCCACAGAAUACCUUUCUUGGAAUAAUAAUACGGAAAUUCGAGGGACAAAACAAGAAAUUCAUCAUCGCGAACGCCAGGGUGCCCAACUGUGCCAUCAUCUACUGCAAUGACGGCUUCUGCGAGAUGACGGGCUUCUCGCGGCCGGACGUCAUGCAGAAGCCCUGCACCUGUGACUUCCUGCACGGCGAGCUCACCAAGCACCACUCCAUCGCCCAGGUGGCCCAGGCCCUGCUGAGCUCCGAGGACACUAAAGUGGAGAUCACCUACCACCGCAAGGAUGGUUCUGACUUUCUGUGCAACACUCACAUAAUCCCGGUGAAGAACGAGGAGGGGGUGGUGAUGAUGUUCAUCCUAAACUUCGACUAUGUGCUCUACGAGGGGAGCAGCGACUCGCUAGAGCGAUUUCCUGUCACGCCACCAGCCAAGACCGAGAACCGCAAGAGUAGAUUUUUCCGAUUCCGGCUGCCAGCCGCCCUGAACCUCCUGGGCUCCAGCAAGCAGUCCCUCCCCCAGGAGGAUCCGGACACGGUCAUGAUCGACUCGCCCAAGGAGAGCGACGAGAGCUCGGUGCUGGCCCUGAGGGACUUCCGCUCACCCACGGCCACCACCAAGGACAGUGGCGGUGGCGGUGGCGGCGGCGGCUCGCCCACCAAGGCCAACGACACGCUGGCUCUCAUCGGCUCCAGCCUGCCGUCCUCGCCCAUCUCCGUGCCCAGCCCGGUCAACCAUUCCUCGCCCCGGCAGCCGUCGCAGUCGUGGGACAGGCGGAGCUCCACGCUGGCCCAGUCCACCACCUGCUUGGCCCAGGCCCCAUCCCGCGACAGCCUGUACAGCCGGAGACGCGCUUCCUCGGUUCACGACAUCGAGAGCUUCAGCGCCAACAGCAAGCGGGUGCUCAGGCAGCAUACGAGCGAAGGUGCGUUCAACCAUAUCAAAUCCAGCAUCCUGGGCUCGACCUCCGACUCCAACAUAAACAAGUACAGCACCAUCAAUAAGAUUCCGCUCAUCGCCCUCAACUUCACCGACGUCAACAACAGGAACUGUCCCUCCCCGCCAUCUUCCGAGAAAACCAUCAUCGCUCCCAAAGUCAAAGAUCGAACACACAACGUGACGGAGAAAGUAACGCAGGUCUUGUCCCUGGGCGCCGACGUGCUGCCCGAGUACAAGCUCCAGACGUCGCGCAUCGACAAGUUCACCAUCCUGCACUACAGCCCGUUCAAGGCGGUGUGGGACUGGCUGAUCCUGCUGCUGGUGAUCUACACGGCCAUCUUCACGCCCUACUCGGCCGCCUUCCUGCUCAACGACACCGAGGACCGCAAGCGGCGCGAGUGCGGCUACUCCUGCAGCCCGCUGAACAUCGUGGACCUCAUGGUGGACAUCAUGUUCAUCAUCGACAUCCUCAUCAACUUCCGCACCACCUACGUCAACGUGAACGAGGAGGUGGUCAGCCACCCGGCCAAGAUCGCCAUCCACUACUUCAAGGGCUGGUUCCUCAUCGACAUGGUGGCCGCCAUCCCCUUCGACCUGCUCAUCUUCGGCUCCGGCUCGGACGAGACCACCACCCUGAUCGGGCUGCUGAAGACUGCUCGUCUGCUGCGGCUGGUGCGUGUGGCCCGGAAGCUGGACCGCUACUCGGAGUACGGCGCCGCCGUGCUCAUGCUGCUCAUGUGCAUCUUCGCGCUCAUCGCCCACUGGCUGGCCUGCAUCUGGUACGCCAUCGGCAACGUGGAGAAGCCCUACCUGGAGCACAAGAUCGGCUGGCUGGACAACCUGGGCGUGUCCAUAGGCAAGCGCUACAACUACAGCGACCCGAGCUCGGGCCCGUCCAUCAAGGACAAGUACGUGACGGCCCUCUACUUCACCUUCAGCAGUCUGACCAGCGUGGGCUUCGGGAACGUGUCACCCAACACCAACUCUGAGAAAAUCUUCUCCAUCUGCGUCAUGCUCAUUGGCUCGCUGAUGUACGCCAGCAUCUUUGGCAACGUGUCAGCCAUCAUCCAGAGGCUGUACUCGGGCACGGCGCGCUACCACAUGCAGAUGCUGCGGGUGAAGGAGUUCAUCCGCUUCCACCAGAUCCCCAACCCCUUACGCCAGAGGCUGGAGGAGUACUUCCAGCACUCCUGGACCUACACCAACGGCAUCGACCUCAACACGGUGCUAAAGGGCUUCCCCGAGUGUCUGCAGGCCGACAUCUGCCUGCACCUGAACCGCACGGUGCUGGAGGAGUGCUCUGCCUUCCGCGGCGCCACCAAGGGCUGCCUGCGCGCGCUGGCCAUGCACUUCCAGACCACGCACUGCCCGCCCGGCGACACGCUGGUGCACUCUGGGGACGUGCUCACCGCCCUCUACUUCCUCUCCCGGGGCUCCAUCGAGAUCCUCAAGGACGACAUCGUGGUGGCCAUACUGGGUAAAAACGACAUCUUCGGAGAGAUGAUUCACCUCUAUGCAAAGCCGGGGAAGUCGAACGCGGACGUGCGUGCGCUGAGCUACUGCGACCUCCACACCAUCCAGAGGGAGGAUGUGCUGGAGGUUCUGGAUAUGUAUCCGGAAUUUUCCGACCACUUCCUCACCAACCUGGAGCUGACGUUCAACCUGAGGGAUGAGAAUGCCAAGAACACAUACUCGGAUGGCAGCGAUUCAGAAGAGGAGAAGGACACCAAGAGCCGGAGAAAAAUUUCUUUCAAGCGCAAGUCGUCCAAAGGGGAGAGCCUGAAGGAAGCGGAGAGCGACUCCAGGAAGGACAGGGAGUCGUACGCCGGCUCUAAGAGGGGAUCGGAGGACAGGAGACACUCCAGGGACGAGCAGACGGCACAGCAGCAGCAGCAGCAGCAGCAGCAGCAACAGCAGGCCCAGCAGUUGAUGAUCAUGCAGGCGGUGUCGCGGAGGCUCUCCAUCCCCAGCACAGGCCUCCUGGGCUACCCCUCUGUUCAGGACUACGCCCUCAGCCCAAACUACAUCACCACCACUACCACCACCACCACCACUGGGGUUGGGGAGGCCCAGCCGACCAGGGAGGCAGCCGAGAGAAAACAACUAGGUGGAGCAGUGCAGGAGUGGGAGUGUGAGAAGGCGCGGGACUUUCUCCAGGAGUCGGCGGUGCAGUCUCCGGACGGGCCGGCAGGGGACGACUCGGCCAGCGAGAUCACCUACGGGGAGGUGGAGCAGCGCCUGGACCACCUGCAGGAACACCUCAACAGACUUGAGUCUCAGAUGACGUCGGACAUCCAGACCAUUCUGCAGCUGCUGCAGAGGCAGUCGUCCAUGGGCCCCCCGGCCUAUAGCGCGGUCACGGGCAGCCCCGACUACCGGAGGCCCGCCAUCCGCGUCCAGCCCAUCCCCACUACCACUUCCACCACCACCCUGCCGGCCCAUAGUCCUGUGCAGCCCACACAGAGCCCUGACUUCUUCAGCAUGGGACCGCUCCCUCCGAGUCACCCCAAAGAGUCACCGUCCGGCCUGGUCCCCAUGGACAGCAGCGCGGCGCCCACCCCCACCCUCACCCCCAAGCCCUCAUCCAGCAAUACGGGGGCUGCAGCAGGACUCCACAGACCCCAGUCUGACCCAGGACUGAUGGGGAAGUAG